Messenger RNA from Drosophila ananassae, 1677 nucleotides. RefSeq names its product serine protease inhibitor 27A. NCBI's taxonomy places the organism in Eukaryota, Metazoa, Arthropoda, Insecta, Diptera, Drosophilidae. The record is from RefSeq and is a predicted model, not a curated record. Gene Ontology annotation, molecular function: serine-type endopeptidase inhibitor activity. The transcript has a single exon. Bases 264 to 1622 code for a protein of 452 amino acids.
UUUUAAAAUGGCCAGCCCGCUUGGCUCUUGAGUCACUCUCAGUUGGAACGGCGCGUCAAACGGUUAUCGCUUGCUGGCGCUCUCCUGCGCCCUGCCCCUCCGCCCGCUCCACCGUACACCGUACACCGUACCGCUCCUCGCUCCAUAGAAUCUAUUUAACAGUUGUUUUGCUGCCUCCCAGAGACGACGACGACGACGACGCAAACGCAGAAGAAGAAGCAACCAAACGAGAAGCAAACGCCAGAAGAUCAAAGCAAGCAACAAUGGGAAUGAUAAGCAGAAUUUUGGCUGGGCUGCUGCUGGCGGUCAUAUUGUUGGCAGCCACCACCACCACCACCGAGGCCAACUCCAUACCCACGACAGUAACAACGCCACAGGGCGUGUUCGAGACCCGGACGGACAAGGUGCCCAGUCUGAGUGGCACGGGAACAGCUCUGCCAGGUGGAUCUUACGACGACAUCGACACCUUUGUCCCCUUCCGGAGCGACUCGCACGAUCCCUUUUCGUGGCACCUGCUGAAGACAGUGCUUCAGGAUGGAUCAACGGCCGGAAAGAAUGUAAUCCUAUCGCCGUUCUCCGUCAAGUUGGUGCUGGCCCUGCUGGCUGAGGCCGCCGGUGCCGGAACUCAGACCCAACGGGAACUGGCCAAUACGCAGACCGACAUCCGGUCGCAGAACAAUGUGCGCGAGUUCUACCGCAAGACCCUCAACUCGUUCAAGAAGGAGAACCAGGUCCACGACACCCUGAGCGUCCGCACCAAGCUCUUCACCGACAGCUUCAUCGAGACGCAGCAGAAGUUCACCGCCACGCUGAAGCACUUCUAUGACAGCGAGGUGGAGGCUGUGGACUUCACCAAGGCGGAUGCGGCGGCGGCCACCAUCAACAACUGGGCCAAGAACAUAACGGAGGGCCGCCUGCAACAGAUCGUUACUCCGGACAGUGUCCAGAGCAGCGUCAUGCUGCUCACCAACCUGAUCUACUUCAACGGCCUGUGGAGGAGGCAGUUCGCCACCACCUUCCAGGGACCGUUCUUCCGGACCAAGGACUCGCAGUCGCGGGCGGAGUACAUGGAACAGACGGACUUCUUCUACUACACCAACUCCGAGAAGCUGCGCGCCCAAAUCCUGCGUCUGCCCUACAAGGGAAAGAACUCGAUGUUCGUCCUCCUUCCGUACGCCGUCGAUGGUAUCCACGAGCUGGCCAAAACCCUGGAGAAUGACGAGCUUAAGGGCGCCCAGUGGGCCAUGGAGGAAGUCAAGGUGAAGGUGACCCUGCCCAAGUUCCACUUUGAAUUCCAGCAAAAUCUGAAGGAGACCCUGCGCAGCCUGGGCGUGCGUGAGAUCUUCGAGAACACUGCAUCCCUGCCGGGACUGACUCGCGGCGCUGAUGUCGCCGGGAAUGUCAAGGUCACUGACAUCCUGCAGAAGGCCGGCAUCGUGGUGAACGAGAAGGGCACCGAGGCCUAUGCCGCCACCGUUGUGGAGAUCGAGAACAAGUUCGGUGGCAGCACCAUCAUCGAGGAGUUCAACGUUAACCGCCCGUUCGUGUUCUUUAUCGAGGAGGAGUCCACCGGCAAUAUAAUGUUUGCCGGCAAAGUCCACAAUCCCGUCAGUCAGUUGUAGGCCACUAAGGUGGAGUUAUAAAUAAUAUGCAAUAAAAGUUUUAGACGAAAAGAUA